This is a messenger RNA of Cadophora gregata, 2555 nucleotides long. RefSeq lists its product as uncharacterized. The coding region runs from base 239 to 2437 and encodes 732 amino acids. The transcript has 3 exons. The record is from RefSeq and is a predicted model, not a curated record. NCBI's taxonomy places the organism in Eukaryota, Fungi, Ascomycota, Leotiomycetes, Helotiales, Ploettnerulaceae. Gene Ontology annotation, biological process: carbohydrate metabolic process.
AACGAGGCUCAUAUGACGGGGUUCUCUAUGUGCCAACACUUUGAAAUGAUCAUUUCGAAUGCGGAGAUCCUUCUAGUGCAAGCAAGUGGGUUUGUUUAUCGGUCAUGCGCAAACUUAUGGUGAUGCCGAGACUAGGUCCAGGCGACCUCUCUUCCUGGGGAUCCAUUGUUCUCGCCUGCCAGCCAAUCUUAAAAUUCCCCGGAGACAAGUAUCCCCACUACUCCCGCUUGUUCUCGACAUGAGACAAAGUAUAUAUGAACGACAUCCGUUGCGAUAUCAACUCCGCAAGCCAUAUCUCCAUGUCGCGCCGAUGUUGUUCAGAUUAAGUAUCUAUGUACUUUGUUUUAUCACCCCAAUUCUUGCCGACUAUGCAUGGCAGGACCAACUUAAUGCGCGAGAAGAUUGGCAGAAGUACGUGCGAGCACCCCCAUCUAAUGUUGUACGACCUGUACGCGUGCUCGGGAAAUAUACACGUGGGAAUGUCACCAAUCCAGAGGGGUUCCUCACCGGGAAAGGAUCCACGAUUUUGACAAGGAACGGGACGGCACAAAACACGACAUGGGCGUUUGCUGACCCGUAUGACGUUCCGCCGGCUAUUGUUGUUGAUUUCGGUCAGAAUAUUGCGGGACUGCUCUCCAUUAAAUUUGGAGGGGCGUACAAUUCAACUCCUGGACUUCCUGGCAUCCGACUGGCAUUUUCAGAAACUCUUCAAUUUCUCAGUGAUUUGAGUGACUUUUCGCGUUCAAACAAUGGAGAAACAAUUACCCCGGGAUCUGAUCAAAUCGCCGUUCGCCAUGACCCAUACACUUGGACAGCAAAACGCGGCUGUGAUUUCAAAAAGAAAGUCUGUAACGAUGGCCUUCACGGGUUCAGAUAUGUCAAGAUCUAUCUUGACGCUCUGCCUUGGGAUGCUCCAUAUACCUCGUCCUACGGUAAAGUCUCGAUCGAUUCCAUGAGUCUAAAUUUUACUGGCUUCCUUGGAACUCCAGCCACUUUUACUGGCUACUUCGAAAGUUCCGAUGACCAACUCAAUCAGUGGUGGUACGACGGAGUCUACACCAAUGAUAUGUGUACCGACACAUUUCGACUCAGUGAUACGGACCCAAGGAGUGCAGGAAGUCCAACCCUCGUUGGCAAGCUCGUUCUUCAUGAUGGCGCAAAGAGAGAUCGAGAUCCAUACGUUGGAGAUCUUGCAGUUGCUUCGAGGACUUCGUAUCUAAGUCAUGACACUUCAAUUGCAACGAAGAAUGUCCUGGCAGAUAUUGCAGAUCAUCAAAGAGACGAUGGCUGGCUUCCUCCUGCGUCAAUUAACAACUAUACUCUCCCGCUGUACGACUAUCCUUUAUGGUGGGUAGCGUGCAGCUAUGAUCUAUUCAUGUAUACUGGGGACGUGGAUUACAUCACCAAAUACUACCCGAAUCUACUGAAAGUCCUUGAUACAUUCUACCCCUCCACAACCGACCCCUCAACUGGACUUUUGGAUAAACGACUAGGAGUCACAGGAGGAUAUGGAGACUAUGCUUUCCUUCCUCGAAACGGUCCAGUCACAUACUACAACGCGCUGUAUGUCAUCGCUCUUGACAAUGCUGCAUCUAUGGCCAGAUAUCUGGGUCGUGAGGGUGAUGCAUCUCGCUGGAGUACACGUGCCCGCAACGUCUCCGCUGCAAUGAACAGCUUGUUCGAUCACUCAGCUGGAGCUUUCUAUGAUGGGAUAUGCGACAAUGACAUUCUAUGCAAGACGCAUGCCCAAGACGGGAACAGUCUCAGCAUCCUGGGCGGAGUAGCAAAUUCCACGCGAGCAAAAUCGAUACUCUCAUACCUAUCAAUCAACAAUGCUCGACCGUACGGGAAUUCCUUUUACGACAAUGACGUCAUUGGGCCGUUCUCGCAGCGAGUCUAUGCAUUUAUUUCGUACUUUGAGAUUGAAGCUCGCUUCAAGACUGGCCUGGCGGUUAGUGCUUUGGAGGAGAUCAGACGGCUUUACGGCUGGAUGUCAAUACACGAUCCCGGUAUCACGACCUGGGAAGGUAUCGGACCAAAUGGAACACCGUACGAAGACGGAUUCACAUCCAUGGCCCAUGGAUGGGGAACUGGUGUUGUCCCUGCAUUGACGAACUACAUCCUAGGUGUCAUGCCUUCAGGGCCAGGAUUCUCAACUUGGAGCGUGAAGCCGAUUCCGGGAGAUGUAAAGUGGGCGAAGGGGAGGGUACCGACUCCGAAUGGGCCUAUCAAUGUUGGAUGGAUUCGUGAUUCGAAUGGGUUCUACCUGAGUGUUACGGGUCCGGUUGGAACGAAGGGUGUUGUCUCGAUUCCGGCUGAGAAUGGGACUGUGUAUUAUGAUUCAAUGAGAGUGGACGGGAGAGUGGAUAAUGGAUAUAUGAGUAUGGCCGUGGAAGGUGGCGGUACUCAUUCUUUUACAGUGAAGUAUGAGGGAUAGUAAAGCAUCAAGGUAAUGUUUUUUGCUUAGUUAGGCCGGUUGUUUUAGAUAGCCGUCAAAAAACGAACAAUCAAAUUCCCUCUCCAUACCAACCAGAAAUGUUAUGUCACUCGAUAAA